UCAUCUGGAGAGUGGCUUCUUGUGGUCAAGAAAAAUGGAUUAACCCGAUACACUCACAAGGCAGAGAAAGUAAUGAGGCCCUGCUCAAAAAACCGUAUAACACAGGCUAUAAUAUGGUCUGCAGAUAGUAAUGGUGAUAAUAAUUGGAAGCUAGAGUUUCCCAAUCGAUGUGACUGGUCUAUUUUUAAGGAUCUUUACAAGGAGUGUUCUGAUCGUGUUGUACCAGCUCCAGCUAUUAAAUUCAUCCCCGUGCCUGGGGUGCGUGAAGUCCCAGGUUAUGCGGAUAGCCACAGUACUCCGUUUGACAGACCAGAAUCAUACAUUUAUCUGAAUGAUGAUGAGGUGUCUAGAGCCAUGGCAAAGAGGACUGCGAAUUAUGACAUGGACUCUGAUGAUGAGGAGUGGCUGAAGAAGUUCAACAGUGACUUCUUUGCGGAGAAUGAACUUCAUGACCAUGUUUCAGAGGAUAAUUUUGAAUUAAUGGUUGAUGCGUUUGAGAAGGCAUUUUAUUGUAGACCGUAUGAUUUCUCUGAUGAGAAUGCAGCUGCUAAUCUUUGUCUGGAUAUGGGGAGGAGGGAAGUAGUAGAGGCUAUAUAUAGUUAUUGGAUGAAUAAACGGAAGCAGAAAAGGUCGUCAUCACUGCUUAGGGUAUUCCAG
This is a messenger RNA of Prunus mume (Japanese apricot), 657 nucleotides long. The record is from RefSeq and is a predicted model, not a curated record. NCBI's taxonomy places the organism in Eukaryota, Viridiplantae, Streptophyta, Magnoliopsida, Rosales, Rosaceae.